CUCACUUCUCUCUCUCCCUCUAUUAAACUGUCACAUUCCAGCAUUUAUGGUUAAUCACAUCGCAACUACAAUUCUAUUCAAUAUUCAAAUGCCAUCGGUAAGAAUUACUAAGAAAUAAAGUUUGAACUCAUUUUGAUACCAGAACUGUUGUGUUUGUUUAUAGAUACUCAAAAGAAAGCACUGACAGAGAUCUAGUUCACGAACCUUCCUUUUAUACAACUUGAAGCAAUUUGGAAGUAAUACGUUUGGAAAUGCGUUAGACAAGAAGAAGAAUCAAGUUUGAGUUGGUUCAUUUUCAACUCACAAAAUGAUGAUCAUCUCCAGCAACUAAGAAAGAUUUUUAUGGUAUUGUUCGUUUGUGCCAUUACUAAGUGUUUGGAGUUUUCCAGAAUGUGAAAGAGAAGAAGAAGAAAAAGAAGAAGAAGAAGAAGAAGACAAAAAGUUCGUUUCAGAUAAAACUUCUUACUCUUUAAGGUUUAUCGAUUUUGUUGAUUUAUUAGGUUUUCAAACUGGUUCUGGUGAAGAUUCUUUAUAUCGAGUUUGUCAGAAAAAAAACAAUCCUUCCUGUUUGAUUGAGAAGGUUUUGUUUUGAUUUGGUAAAGAUCGAUUCUAAGAAGCAGUGAAAUUAGGAAGUUAGGGCAAACAUACCAGACUUUUUGAACUAGUAGUACAUUAUUCAGGGCAGUAUGGAACAAUGCAAAUGUCAAACUUAUAAUUUGGAAGUUUCUAUAGACGCAAUUUCAGGGAUAUGUUUCUGGGAUUAAAAUAACAGAAAUGUUUAUUUCCUUUCUACUAUUGACUACUGGAGUUCAUUCAGAAGCAAAUUCAUUAUUUCCUCUUAAAGAAUAGUAUUUUGGUCAGAGCUAUUUGAAGAUUUUGUAGAAACUAUUGUAGAGUUAUCUUCAAGUAUUGGUUUUCUAGACUUCUAAUUUGGUUCGGAAUUGAUUUUGGGGGAGAUUCGUUGUAAAUAGAGGUCUGGUUUCGAUAUCAUCUGUUUUCUUUUGGUGCACAAGGGGAUACCAAAAUGGAAGAAGAAGCCGAGAACAAGGAUAUGAGGUCAUUGGCCUUGACCCCAACAUGGUCUGUUGCAGUUGUCUUGACGAUAUUUGUGGUUAUUUCAUUGCUAGUGGAGCGUGCCAUUCAUCGAUUGAGUACUUGGUUGCAGAAAACUAAUCGAAAACCAUUGUUUGAAGCAGUGGAGAAAAUGAAGGAAGAGCUAAUGCUGCUAGGAUUCAUAUCACUCCUUUUAACAGCCACCUCAAGUGCGAUUUCAAAUAUUUGCAUUGAGUCGAAGUACUACAAUAGUCGAUUCUCUCCGUGCACUAUUUCAGAUAUUGAAGAGACUGAAGCUCAACAUGCUUCUGUCAAGUCCCGCAAGCUAUUGAUGGUUUCUAUUCUUCAUCCCACGAUUAGGAGGAUUCUUAAUGGUGGAAUGAACCGAAAUACCUGCACCAAGGGAUAUGAGCCAUUUGUGUCAUACGAAGGUUUGGAGCAGCUUCACCGGUUUAUCUUUGUCAUGGCAAUUACUCAUGUAUCAUACAGCUGUCUGACUAUGUUGUUGGGAAUUGUAAAGAUACAUUCAUGGAGGAAAUGGGAAGAUGAAGCUCAUAUGGACCGGCAUGAUGUAUUAAGUGAAAUCACGAAAGAGUUAACAUUGAAAAGGCAAUCAUCAUUUGCAACCAUACAUGAGGCAAAUUCUGGAAGCAGAAAUAAGUUGUUGGUCUGGGUGAUUUGUUUUUUCAGGCAAUUUGGUCGUUCUGUGGUUCGUGAAGACUACCUUACUCUGCGUUCAGGCUUCAUAACGAACCACCACCUGACACUAAAAUAUGACUUCCAUAGCUAUAUGGUUCGGUCUAUGGAAGAGGAGUUCCAAAAAAUAGUUGGAGUGAGUGCACCACUUUGGGGAUUUGUUGUUGCCUUUAUGCUGUUCAAUAUCAGAGGGUCUAAUCUUUAUUUCUGGAUAGCCAUCAUUCCCGUUACUAUGGUUCUUCUUGUCGGUACAAAGCUUCAGCAUAUUAUCGCAACUUUGGCAUUAGAGAAUGCUGGUGUAAAAGCAAAUAGUGGCGCUAAGUUAAGGCCCCGAGAUGAUCUAUUCUGGUUUAAAAAACCAGUAUUGUUGUUAAACUUGAUUCAUUUUGUUCUUUUCCAGAAUGCGUUUGAGCUGGCUUCGUUCUUUUGGUUUUGGUGGCAAUUCGGGUAUAAUUCCUGCUUCAUUAGAAAUCAUUUUCUGGUGUACAUACGACUCGUAUUUGGGUUUGCUGGGCAGUUCCUUUGCAGCUACAGUACCUUACCCUUAUAUGCAUUGGUCACUCAGAUGGGAACAAAUUACAAAGCGGCAUUAAUCCCACAAAGACUUAGGGAGACACUUCAUGGGUGGAAGAAAUCAGCAAAGCGGAAAAGACGACUUGGUCUUGUCAAUGACGAUUCAACCAUACGCACUGAAACAAGUACUGUUCUUUCUCUCGAAGACGAUGAACGCCAACUUUAUCAUGAGAUCUGUACAGAAAAUACAGGCCCGGAAAUUGAGUUACAAUCUACAUACCCCACAACCACUGCUACACUUGAAGUUCCUAAUGAGCACUCAAGUCAAGUAGGUGUUCCCUUCCUCAGGGCUUCAUCUUCUGUCACUGCAAAUUCAUAUCGUCCUCACACAAAUGAAAUAUUUAGAUCUUCUUCGAUGCCAGGUAGAAGAUAGGUAGAAUUUAAAACCAAAAUUUUCCACUAUUAGGAAUUUUACUAGCUUAUAAAUAGAAUCCUUAUGAAUGGGGUGGUUAAGUUUUCACAUUAGUUAAUAACGAUAGCUGUACAAAGAAAAUCAAAGUCGAGAUGUAUUGAGGUGUGAAUUGAGGUGGGUUGUUUGUAAGUCUUAUAGCAGAUGUACUAGUAUUCGAGGAUGGAUGUAUAGAAGAAGCAAGUCUUAGCUCAUCAAAGCCUUGUUGAUUUUCUAGGGAUUUAGUCAUUUCUUCCACCAACAGCUUACAACACACAGUAGUAUUUUUGAGUACUAAUCAGAGGUUGAAGAAAUUUCAGUUCCAUGAAUUUAUUUCCUUUUUCCUUGUGUAAAAUUAGAUGUGUAUCUUGUUUGUGUUUGAUCCAAGCAUGUUCAGGAGAACAAUUAUUUUAUUUUUUGAAAUGUCAAGUUCCUGGUAUUGUAUUU
Messenger RNA from Papaver somniferum (opium poppy), 3157 nucleotides. Its product is annotated as MLO-like protein 11. The transcript has 16 exons. Gene Ontology annotation, cellular component: membrane. Gene Ontology annotation, biological process: defense response. Bases 1025 to 2695 code for a protein of 556 amino acids. The record is from RefSeq and is a predicted model, not a curated record. NCBI's taxonomy places the organism in Eukaryota, Viridiplantae, Streptophyta, Magnoliopsida, Ranunculales, Papaveraceae.